CUUUAAAAAUUUAAAAUUAUCAAAAUUUGUGAUACAAUUAAUUAUUAAAUUAUUAAUCUAAUUGCAUUUCAAAUAUGGGAUUUGGGUCCAACAAUCAUUGCUUAGAGAUGAAAAAGAAGUAGCGAGUGAAGUCUGGCCCAACCCACACCACCUUCCUCGAUCCAUAGACCAUUGUUUGCACUCUCCACGGUAAGCGAGCGUAAAUACUUCUGUUCUUAUGUUUUCCAAAAUCCAAGCAACAGCUUCUCGGACCUUUUCUGAACAUUGUUUUCUUUCGCCUUCUUCUAACCCUAAUUCAAAACUGGCCUAAGAUUCAGUCAUAUUCAAUCAAAUAUGUCUCAGGAGGAGCUUGCGAGGGAAGCCAUAAAGCACGCGCUUAAGGCGUUAAGGAAGCGCCAUUUACUUGAAGAAGUCGCUCAUGCUCCUGCUUAUAUUGCUCUUUCCAGACCGAUUAUCUUUCAGGGAUCAGAAUGGAAGGAGAAAGCAGAAAAUCUUGAAUUGGAACUUCAGCAAUGUUACAAAGCUCAGUCUCGGUUAUCCGAGCAACUUGUGGUGGAGGUAGCAGAGUCCCGAGCAUCAAAAGCUGCACUGGAAGAGAAAGAGGCAGCAUUCACUGAUUUGCAAAAGGAGUUGGCUCAAACAAGGGAUGAAUGCUCUCAAUUAAAGGUAGAUUUGGAAGAAAAAAUUAAGGCGUUAGAAUUGGUUGUGAGUGAGAAUCACUCACUUCGGAAGCAAUUGGAAGAGAUGAUUGUCAAGGCUAAGAAUGCAGAAGCGGAAAAUAAGAUAUUAGUUGAUCGCUGGAUGCUGCAAAAGAUGCAAGAUGCGGAACGUCUUAAUGAGGCGAAUGCACUAUAUGAAGAAAUGGUUGAUCGGCUCAAGGCAAGUGGUUUAGAGAAACUUGCUCAGCAGCAAGUGGAUGGUGUGGUCCGGCAAAGUGAAGAUGGUGCUGAGUGUUUUGUGGAAUCAACCAUUCCUGCUGCAUGCAAGCGCAAAAUUACAGCUCAUGAGGGUGGCUGUGCUUCUAUAAUGUUUGAGUAUAACUCAAGCAAAUUAAUUAGUGGUGGACAGGAUCGAUCAAUCAAAAUGUGGGAUACAAAUACUGGAUCUUUAAGUCGUACACUUUAUGGUUGCCUUGGCUCUGUUCUUGAUCUUUCGUUGACCCAUGAUAAUAGAUCUGUCAUUGCAGCCAGUAGCUCCAACAACUUGUAUGUGUGGGAUGCCAACUCAGGACGUGUCCGUCACACUCUCACAGGCCACAUUGACAAAGUGUGUGCUGUGGAUGUCAGCAAAAUUUCUAGUCGACAUGUUGUCAGUGCUGCUUAUGAUCGUACUAUAAAAGUGUGGGAUUUGCAAAAAGGUUACUGCACCAGCACAAUUGUUUUCCACAGCAACUGCAAUGCUCUUUGUUUUAGCACGGAUGGAAUGACCAUUUGUUCAGGCCAUGUUGAUGGGAAUCUUCGUUUGUGGGAUAUUCAUACAGGAAAGCUACUCAGUGAAGUCGCUGCACAUUCACUUGCUAUUACUUCUAUAUGUCUGUCUAAAAAUGGAAAUGUUGUUUUGACAAGUGGGAGGGAUAACUUGCACAACUUAUUUGAUAUGAGGUCUUUGGAAGUUUGCGGUACAUUAAGAGCGACUGGAAACAGAGUGGCGUCUAAUUGGAGUCGCUCUUGCAUGAGUCCUGAUGACAACUAUGUUGCUGCUGGAUCAGCUGAUGGAUCUGUGUACAUUUGGUCAAUAUCUAAAGCUGAUAUUGUAAGCACUCUGAAAGAGCACACUUCUUCUGUCCUCUGUUGUUCGUGGAGUGGACUUGGAAAACCAUUAGCCACUGCUGACAAGAACGGAAUUAUGUAUACCUGGGCAUGAUGAUUUAUUUGUGCGCUUGUGAAUAUGACAAAUUGUUUAUCCAAAACCUGGCUACGUUUCUCUGCAAAAUUUUAUUGCCUGGUUUCCAAACAAGUUGGUGAAAUGCUGGGAGUCAUGAGAUGAUAAAAGUUGCUUGAUCCCACGGCCGCCCAGCAUGAUUCUUGACGGAGGGGUGUGCCUGCCUAGGAAAGUUUACCGUUUUCAUAGAAAUACUACAGUACAUGGGAAGCUAUGAACAGAUUGAUUACUUGUAAGUAUUGGAAGAGAAUGACAAAUUAAAUUCGUUGGAUGCGACUUUUGUGUCAUAUUGUUUAACCAUAUCUCCCUUAAAACUGAAUUCAUUGUUUUGUGCACUAUGAAGUGGUCCAUGUAGAUCAUUAUGAUUGAAAUGUACGAUUUAAUUUGCUGUA
Messenger RNA from Hevea brasiliensis (rubber tree), 2273 nucleotides. Its product is annotated as autophagy-related protein 16. Gene Ontology annotation, cellular component: autophagosome membrane. The record is from RefSeq and is a predicted model, not a curated record. Gene Ontology annotation, biological process: autophagosome assembly. The transcript has 5 exons. NCBI's taxonomy places the organism in Eukaryota, Viridiplantae, Streptophyta, Magnoliopsida, Malpighiales, Euphorbiaceae. Gene Ontology annotation, molecular function: protein binding. The coding region runs from base 334 to 1863 and encodes 509 amino acids.